UAAUUUCCGGGUUACGUCUUUUCAGGAAAGUUUUUCCUGUUGCGGUGAUUUUGAAUUUAGGUCGCGAUUUGAGAGUGCUCCGACCGACCGUCUUCACGUUGUUUUGUUUUUUUUUUUCCUCGAGGGGAAACUCUUUUUGCAGCCUAAUGUGUGGCAGCGUGCGAUCAAACGUGCCGCUCGACCUCGCGUUUGCUUUCUUUGCAGCCAUUGCGGUGUGAGGGGAGCCAUGAAGCCCACCCAAGGUGCACGAAAUGCCCCCAGCAAGAGAUGGUUGAGUGACGAAGGGUUUCCACUGCCAGAGGAGCAGCCAUCUUGUGUGUCAUCUGCCAAGUCAAUGUUUACACUGACCCGCUUUGCUUCACCAAGAAGGAGCUGCCUGACAUCAUUUUUGAGCGGAAUGAGCGCAAAACCAACCUGGUGCAAGAAGAGCUUCACUACUAUCAGAGAAGGAAGCGGCUUCGGCUUCCCCAGGAAAUGGGAAGAGGAAACCCGGUGACUCUGACCCCUGCCUUACUGCAACAGGACGAAGGCAGGGCGGAGCGCGGCUCUUUUGUAGAAGUCGGACACUUGAGGGAGUUGCGCUUACAACCUCUCGAGAGGCACUUGGAACAAGAUGAAGUUUCUCCUCCGAGCUGCGGCUGCUUUAUGCUGCCGCUGGCUGUGCUGCUCGCUGGCGCUGGAACCCACCGGGAGGAACGUGUGCCACGACCCCAGAAAUCCGUCCACCCUUGUGUGCUGCACCGGCUGGCGUCAGAACGGCAAAGAGUGCCCAAUACCUGUGUGUGAGGGGGAGCAGGCCUGUCUGAAGGAUGAGCUUUGUGUGUAUCCCGGAGUGUGUCGCUGCCCGGCCGGCUACUACGGGGCGCACUGUAAAACUCGGUGCCCUCCGGAGUUCUGGGCAUCAGACUGCCGUCAGGUGUGCCCGUGUCACCCGCACGGCCGCUGCCACCCCGUCACCGGCGAAUGCACCUGCAACCCCAAUCGCUGGGGUCCUCUGUGCCAGUACGCCUGCAAAUGCGCCCGCCACGGACUCUGCCACCCCGUGCACGGAAACUGCACCUGCGACGAAGGCUGGUGGACGUCCACUUGCGCCAAGCCGUGCCAGUGCGUCCCCAGGGGCUCGGCGGGUCCCGGCUGCGACCAGCUGACGGGCCGCUGCCAGUGCCGCAAGGGCCACUGGGGGCUGAAAUGUCCCGGCCCUUGCCACUGCUACUUGUCGCAGUGCAACCAGCGCACCGGCGUGUGUGAGUGCGAGGGCGGCUGGUGGGGGCCCAACUGUGACCGGCGAUGUAACUGUGACCUCGCACACAGUCGAUGCGACCCUGCCACCGGACAGUGUGUGUGCCACCCGGGGUACGGGGGCGACUACUGCAACCAGUCGUGUGAACCUGGGAUGUACGGCAGCAGUUGUAAAAUGAGCUGCGGACGCUGUAAAGGCGACGAACCGUGCUCCUCAAUCGACGGCGCAUGUGCGGCCUGCGAGGCCGGCUGGAACGGGACGCGGUGCGACCGCCUGUGCCCGCCUGGUUACUAUGGUAACGGCUGCCUGGAGACGUGCCCGCGGUGCAGGAACAACGAGCCCUGCGAUCCCAAAAGUGGGGAAUGUUGGAGCUGCGAUCCGGGAUGGACGGGAGCCAGGUGCGAGGUGGUCUGCGCUGACAGGACGUAUGGCGAGGCUUGCCGCUUCCUGUGCAGCCCAUGUUACCAUGGUGAUUGCCAUCACGUGACAGGAAAAUGCAUCUGUCUGCCGGGCUUUCAGGGUGAGAGUUGUAACAACAGUUGCCCCGGCAUGCAGUUUGGCUUCAACUGUUCCUCAGCGUGCGACUGCGGCGAAGGCGUCAGCUGCCACCCGCUCACCGGUGCCUGCCCCAGCAGUGGCCGAGGUGCCCUCCUGGCAGGCCUCUUGGUUCCUUUCCUGUUGGUGCUCCUCGCUGUCCUAUGCUGCUGCCUCUGUUGUGGAGGAGCUCCAGCAGAUGGCAAAGACAGGACGAAUGUGGCAGACGGAGGGCUGUCAGUGCGGAUGAAAUAUCACGUCUACAGUGUCCUGGGCAACAUUGGCGCCGCCCUACCUUGCAUCUCUGACUGGUCUUCGGGGCUCCCUCGGGUCACCGUGUCUCACCAUGACCCCGAACUGACCUUCAACCACAGCUUCAUCGAGCCUCCUUCCUCCGGCUGGGUGACCGACGGGUCGUCCUUCGACAGCGACGAGGAGGAGGGGGAAGCUCUCUACUGCGUCCCCCCGAGAGAAGAAAUCUCAGGAAUGGAGGGUAGUCACUUCCAGGAGAUGAGCUCCAAGUGCAACAUGCUCUUGGACCCGUCGGGGUUCAGCACCGAGGACAUAACCUCCCCCUUCGACAUCCCCCGCACCUCCAGCAACGCCAAAUCCAAGCGUCCGUCCGUCUCCUUUGCAGAGGGCACCCGCUUCAGCCCCAAAGAGAGGCGGGGCUCGGGUCAAGACGUCACCUCUCUGCCCGGGUACCCUCGCAAACCCAAGCCCACCUGGGGGGGGUUGAAGCUUUCUGGCGAGGAAGACGGAGGCGAGGCCGAGGAGAGAGAAGACGGCGUAGAAUUUCAAGUAACAGAGCGGCAAAAUCUGAACUGCGAAGUUGUAGACCAGGAGGAGGACAGAAAGUCGAGGAACACAACGCGGACCGCAUCCGGACGAAGACGUACCAUGUCCAACACGGCAGCUCAACGCAAAGCGUCGGCCCCUUCCGCUUCCAAUCAUCCGCCCGCUGUUUCAAACAAGGUCACCACAGUGUACGUGACGGUGGGCAAGGCGGGGAAGCCCACGUCCAAACCGGAAACCAGCUCAGAGGGCCCCGUUCAGGCCGUGUUAAGGCGACUGGGAAGUAUCCAGAGACAAAGGGAGCAGGGGCCUGGCAAAGCCAAACCCAAGGAUGCGGAAGCCAUCGCCAAACCCCCCAGGAGAAAACUCGGGGCCCGGAGGAACGUGUGGGAGCACGGCGGCCCUUCAGGAGCCGAGCCCGCCAUUAAUAAACCCGCGAGGAGGAAACACGCUCCUGACACGGCCGCUAGCGACUCGGGCUCGACGGAGAGCAUUCCUCUGAAAAGGCCGCUGUCGUCCAUUUUAAAGAGCGUGCCGGAGGUGGCGUCGGCCGACUCCGGUGGCUCGGAUGGACGGCGGGGACAUGAGCCCAGCGGGGAGAGCAGCUACCUGACUGUGGGGCCAGCAGGGGACGCUGAGGUCCCGAGCGUGGACGAUGAAGAAGCGGUGAGUGGGAAAGAGCAACCUUGCUAUGAAAACGUCAUGAUUACACACUCGUAUACCUCAAACGCGAGUACUACGUGAGAGUAGUUUAA
Syngnathoides biaculeatus (alligator pipefish) is the source of this 3324-nucleotide messenger RNA. RefSeq names its product scavenger receptor class F, member 1 (gene scarf1). The coding region runs from base 614 to 3313 and encodes 899 amino acids. The record is from RefSeq and is a predicted model, not a curated record. Gene Ontology annotation, molecular function: scavenger receptor activity. NCBI's taxonomy places the organism in Eukaryota, Metazoa, Chordata, Actinopteri, Syngnathiformes, Syngnathidae. The transcript is spliced from 13 exons.